GGAGAAGGAGCUCAGGGGACGCAUAGAUCACAUCCGGGGUUGGUUUAUUCUAAUACCCAAACGUUCAACCCGGAAAAAAGUCUGGUCUUCUGUAAUCUGAUCGCACAAACAAAUAGACGAUAGUGUGAGAGUGUGGCGCACGCCGGUGAUCUGGAUCCCUCCCGUUUGGAAAAGUUGUUAAAAAGUUUUUUUUUUUCCUCCUGCUAUGAUCGUUGGAGUCGGACGCGUUUCUGCUCGCUGCGCGUCGGAUCGGGGCGCUGGCUGUGGCGCACACUGACUCUACAGCGUGAUAUGUGAUAGUGGCAGCAUGCCGUACGUGGACCGGCUGAACCGUGUAUGUGGCUUCCUGGACAUCGAGGAGAAGGAGAAAAGCUGCCGUUUCCAGAGGCGAUACUUCAUCCUGGACACACAGGGAAAUGUUCUGCUGUGGUACAUGGACAAUCCUCAGCAGAACCUGCCCAGUGGAGCCAGCUUUGUGGGCAGCCUGAAAUUAACCUACAUCUCAAAGGUGAAUGAAGCUACAGCAAAGCAAAAACCCAAGACUGAGUUCUGCUUCGUCAUAAACGCCGUUUCACGGCGGUACUUCCUUCAGGCCAAUGAUGCGACUGACAUGAAGGACUGGAUUGCUGCUCUCAACAAAGCCAGCAAAAUCACUGUUCCUAAGCCCUGCACCUCAGCGCCCCCCAGACCUGAUGUGACUGCUGUGAUCAGUGAAUCUCGGGGUGGGCAGAGACAGCAGGCUUACAAGACGGAGAUCAUCGGCGGCGUGGUGGUGCACACCCCCAUCCAGAACGAAAGCGAAGAGGCUGAAGUAAAGGAGAGGAAGGGAAACAGACCCGGCGUGUUGAGAUGUGGUUACUGUGUUAAACAAGGAAAUGUGAGGAAGAGCUGGAAGAGGCGGUUUUUCACCCUGAAUGACAACGCAGUCAGCUACUAUAAGUCUGAGACGGACAAGGAGCCUCUACGAGCUAUUUCACUACGAGACAUUCAGAAGGUCCACGAAUGUCUCGUCAAGUCAGGGGACCUCCUGCUUAGAGAUAACCUAUUUGAGAUCAUCACCAACUCCAGAACCUUCUACAUCCAGACAGACUCUCCAGAGGACAUGCGUGGUUGGAUCAGAGACAUUGAGGGGAAGAUCCAGGAAUUCAGAGGCCCCUUGAGGGGCGGCCCAUUUAAACGCGUCCCUUCUCUCUAUCAGAGUCACAACGCCUCCUGUGCAUCUCGUCAAAAGAGCGAUGAACACAGGCCCCCGCUGAUGAAGUCCUGCUCCAUGGCUCCGGGCUGGCAACCCUGGACCCCCGUCCCCCAGUGUGAGCCCUCCAUCCAGGACAUGGAGAAUGAAGACAGCGCAUUUAGCUCUCUGCCCACUCUCCCCUCCCUGUCCUCCUCCUCCACCUCCUCCUCCUCCACCUCCUCCUCAUCAAACUCCCUUUCCACCCCGACCCCUUGCCCCGGCACGUCUCAAAUACCUUCGACCAGUGGGCUGGGGAUCCUCACGGCAUCAGCAGAUGCUGCCACUGGGCGGAGGAGGCACCGCUCCACGCCUCAGCCUCCCAGCGGUUGCAGCUUCCCCUACAGCCUGGAUGAGGACGGCAUUCGCACAUCGGAUGUUUAGUUCAGCACCGUCCCUGCAGACUCCUGAAUGGACUCGAGUACUGGUACCCGUUUAUGAUGAUGAUGAUGAUGAAUGUGACUGGUACUGAUGAAGAAGAGACAGUGUAUGUCCACCUGCUUCAAAGCUUUGGUGAGAUGUUGGCGCCCUCUGCUGGUGUUGCAGCAGCCAGUGCAGAUGAAGGAUGCUUGAGGAAGGCAGUGUUUGUAGGUUGCAGGUCUGUGAAAAGAUUCUUCUGUAUGUUUUAGAGCAACUUCCUUUGAAAACUUGAAAAUUAUAAGUUGUAGAAUUGAAACUGAUGGCACAUGUGUUCAUCUUUUUGCACUUAUCUGUGUCCACCUGGAAAGAACCACCCUCCGCUUAAAGCUCAAAGACUUCUUCUCAGCAACUUGUAUCCGUAGAUUCUUCAUUUCAUCUGUAAUUUAAUUCACAUUUUAGAGUUUCUGUCACCUCACUCGGUGUUUAUUCAUUCCCUCUUUUCUGAAAAACACAUUAUUUUGACAAACCUCGCAUAAACUUCAUGUAACAGGCAUCUCCAUGUUCUGAUCUGGAGCUGCUACUCGCUUCAGCAAACUGUGAGUUCAUAGGAAGGUUUCAGCUCGGCACAAAGACGCGGUACUUGAUGUAAAACAUGUCGCCAUCUUUGUAAAUGUGGUGGUCUCACUGCAGCGUUAUGUAUUAUUUUGCCACUACUUUCUUUGGUGAAUGAACUAUAAUUCUGCACUUUUUUCAUUUGUUUUUGUGUGUUUUUUCUGUUAGAGCAGACAACUACAGCUUACACACACACACACACACACACACACACACACACACACACACACACACACACACACACACACACACAGUGUUGUUCCACCAGUAGUUUCCGUUCACGUGGUAUCUUGUUUAGUCCUGCUCAGUUCUAUGAAGCUGAGUGUACUUGUCUGCCCAAGUGUCGUUUUUGUCCACUUAUCCAUUAAAUUAUGUCUUUAUAAUUGUU
Molecule: messenger RNA, 2591 nt
Organism: Nothobranchius furzeri (turquoise killifish)
Lineage: Eukaryota; Metazoa; Chordata; Actinopteri; Cyprinodontiformes; Nothobranchiidae
Gene: plekha2
Product: pleckstrin homology domain containing A2
Source: RefSeq, a predicted model, not a curated record